Molecule: messenger RNA, 2399 nt
Organism: Doryrhamphus excisus (bluestripe pipefish)
Lineage: Eukaryota; Metazoa; Chordata; Actinopteri; Syngnathiformes; Syngnathidae
Gene: macroh2a1
Product: macroH2A.1 histone
Cellular component (GO): nucleosome
Molecular function (GO): structural constituent of chromatin; DNA binding; protein heterodimerization activity
Source: RefSeq, a predicted model, not a curated record
GCAUUGUAUGAUUUUUAAGUCUUAAGACUUUAAGUCAUGUGUGUCGGAGUGACGGUAAAUGUCAGCAGGUUAAAGGUCACACUGUGCAGGUCUGGUCGGCUGCGCCCCGCUGAGUGUCGUCGUUGGGCGGCCGGCAGGCAGCUGCUGUUUCUCGCUGUGGAUUGUGGGAGACGGAACGACCGCACCGAGCGAGGAAGCCGUCUUACCGGAGACAUUUUAAACGCCCUUGCCUUGUUUUUUAACGAGCCAAACGCUGGUACCGCCCUAUUGAGCCAUGUCGAGCCGAGGUGGCAAGAAGAAGCUGACUAAGACGUCCCGGUCCACUAAGGCCGGCGUCAUCUUCCCCGUGGGCCGCAUGCUGCGCUACAUCAAGAGGGGCCUGCCCAAGUACCGUAUCGGGGUGGGAGCGCCCGUGUACUUGGCGGCCGUCCUGGAGUAUUUGACCGCUGAGAUCCUGGAGCUGGCGGGCAAUGCAGCCAGAGACAACAAGAAGGGUCGCGUCACACCGCGACACAUCCUGCUGGCCAUUGCCAACGACGAGGAACUCAACCAGUUGUUGAAGGGCGUGACCAUCGCUGCCGGAGGCGUCCUGCCCAACAUCCACCCUGAGCUCUUGGCCAAAAAGAGAGGCGCCAAAGGCAAACUGGAGACGCCCCUCUCGCCCGCCCCAGAGAAGAAAACCAAGCCGGCCAAGAAGACGAUGGCCAAGAAGCUGGGCGGGAAGAAGGCAGCCGGGAAGGCCAAGAAACAAGGGGAGGCGAGCAAGACGGCGUCGGCAGACAGCACCACCGAAGGUUCCCCAGCGGACAGUUUCACCGUGCUGUCCACCAAGAGUCUCUUUCUGGGUCAGAAGCUCAACCUCAUCCACAGUGAGGUCAGCAACUUGGCUGGCUUUGACGUGGAGGGGGUCAUCAACCCCACCAACGCUGAACUUGAGCUAAAAGAUGAUCUAGGUUCUGCCCUGGAAAAGAAGGGAGGGAAGGAGUUUGUGGAAGCGGUGCUGGAGCUGAAAAAGAAGAACGGACCCCUGGAUGUGGCAGGCGCAUUGUUAACCGGCGGCUUCGGCCUUCCCGCCAAGUACGUCAUCCACUGCAACAGUCCAGCAUGGGGCUCAGACAAGUGCGAGGAGAUGCUGGACAAGACUGUGAAGAACUGCCUGGCUCUGGCGGACGAGAAGAAGCUCAAGACGGUGGCCUUCCCGUCUAUCGGGAGCGGAAGGAACGGCUUCCCGAAGCAGACGGCGGCCCAGCUGAUCCUGAAGGCCAUCUCCAGCUACUUUGUGGCCACCAUGUCGUCCACCAUCAAGACCGUGUACUUCGUGCUGUUCGACAGCGAGAGCAUCGGCAUCUACGUGCAGGAAAUGGCCAAACUGGAGGCGAGUUAGAAGACUUUUGCAGACAUUUUGUUUUUUCACACGACAAGCUAAACAGUUUGCUAAUCAUUUGUUUAAUAUGAAAGAAAUGUUUCUAAAGGCCGGGAACUUUUUUUGCAGUAUAUUUUUUCCUAUCUAUGUUUUUAAUUUCCUGAAUGUUAACCUUUUCGCUGUUUCAACGUCAUUGUGCGCUGCUUUUAACAGCGCCACACUUACGCUAUUGGAGGGGUUUCAUUUUCUCAACAGGAUUUACAGACAAGUCGUAUUAAAAAAACAACAACAAAAAAUGGGUAACUGCAUGUUAAGGCAGCAUUCAUAGUAAAAAAAAAAAAUCUUUUUCAUCUCAGUGAUGCUCUUGUGUUUUUACGUGUCGCCUUCAAAUGUAAAUUGACAAAGAUUGAAAGUGGACACAAGAAAUUUCUUUUUUGCGUUAUGUGUCGUUUAUGCAUUUGUGCCCUGCAGAGAUCUUUUUUUAAUGGAAAAAAGUAAUCCUAGGCCUAAUAAUCUUAUUGAUUUUUGGAUCAAAGUAAAAAAGUUUCCAAAGUAAAAAUUGGAAAGAGGUGUGUGGAUUUUUGCAGGGCACUGCUGGUUUGUAGAAGGUGUUUAUAUUGAUGUUUGUAGAUGGAGUAUCUGUGUAGACUUCUAGUUUGUAACAUAGAUGAUUAUGUUGUGUUUUAAUUUGCACAUCUAAAAAGGCACUGGUUGAUUUGAAAGCCAACAAUGUAUCACAUUGUUCCUUGUGUGUGUUUGUGUGUUUUGUCCUAUUCAUUUAGCCGUAAAGACUAUUACAUUAAUACAACCCUGCUGUGCCAGCCUGUGGCCGCUAGAUGGCGCACUGUGCUCAGGUAUUGGUGAAGUACUUUUCCUCUUUUUUUUUUAAUUUGGAUUUAAACAAAACAAACUUUCAACUUUCUUAUUGUUAUUAUAACUAAAAACAAAUGCUUUCUAAAGAGUUACUACUUACAAUUGCAGAUUCUACAGUUCAAAAAAAUGUCUACACACUCGGUUAAUAAAAUGUUUGAAAACA